CAAGGUACUAUUCUGUGGAUAUAUAACUAACCAUUGCGUAAUUGCACGAUUCGCUGAAACUUUAAGCGACGCGGAAUUACCCGCUGCUAUCAACAGUGGCUUCUAUCCAAAACCCAGUGUCUAAUACACCGAAGAGCAAUAUGAACACAGUGGGUAAUAUACGCACAAUCAUACGUGCAGCGUCAACAUUGCGAAGAGCUGUAACAAAGCCAUCGCAAUGUUACGGCUCCCUAGGAUGCUACACUAGAUGCUUUACCACUAUCAGCGCCAAAGUCACAGAUGCAACUUAUCACAAGGAGUUGGUUACCAGGGCAAAAGCUGCAUAUGGAGGAAAUAAGGAAGUUGAUGCUGCAAUGGACGAUAUGUUAAACAAACAUCGCCUGGUACUGUUCAUGGAAGGAUCCAUGGACCAUCCCAAGUCACUAUGCGCAGGCAACUUGGCAAAAAUAUUCACAGCACUCCAGAUAGUGGAUUUACAUACGGUGGACCUCUUGACCCACCCCGAGAUUAUGGGCUACCUCUGCACGCACAUGAAGGAGAACGUACGCAACGUUAUAUUCAAGAACGCAAUGCCUAUACUAGACUACGACCAAAUCAUGGAACUAUUCAAAAAAGGCACGCUUCUACAAGCACUGGAAACUAGAAGUAAGCCUCCCAGCAAAGGCACACAUAAACACUUCAAAGACAUGCUACCCAUCGCUAAUUACUGAUACCAUUAACAGAGUACGAGUUACUAUAUACCCAAGUUUAACGGAAU
Molecule: messenger RNA, 757 nt
Organism: Babesia bovis T2Bo
Lineage: Eukaryota; Apicomplexa; Aconoidasida; Piroplasmida; Babesiidae
Exons: 2
Coding region: 141-710 (189 amino acids)
Source: RefSeq, a predicted model, not a curated record